ACGCUCCAGACUGUCAACUUUAGUUUCCUUAGACUGACUAGUGCUGCUGUAUCACCUUAACAAGUUAGUAACAGCAGUCCAGAAGCCAUGCCGAGCCAAGCGGAGCAGUGGAUCCGCACUUCGAUGCGCACUCCGGGCAUUUUUAUCUUCGGAAUGGUCCUUGCCCCUUGCGGCUGGAUCCUAAACCUCACAGCGACAGUGGCUCCUAACUGGAGAACCAUCAACACUAUCGCCUUACUGCCGGUUGAUACGUUCCUACAACAAGGCAUCUGGGACAUAUGCAAGGUGUCCGACACAUCCCGAGUAAACCAAUGUAGCCAAAAGGACGAAGCGUACUUCAACAACCAGAUUAUAGUGGUCGCCCAGGGCUUGAUGGUAGCGUCUCUGAUAUUGACUCUGAUCGGGCUGGCCACGGCAACCCCCGGGGUAAGGUGCUGGAGAGACCGCCCGAACUGGACAGUAGCCGGGCUGGGGGGAAUGCUAAUCUUUCUGUCUGGAGUCUUGACGAUCAUCCCUAUUGCAUGGUACACUCAUAUCCUCAAGGACAUCGCCGCAUCCAGCACCGACAUUCGCGUCGGCUACUGUAUUAUUUUGGGAUACAUCGGGGGAAUCUUCGAGCUACUGGCCGGCUUGGUCAUGUUCAUUGGGAUAUGUCGUUGCUGUGGCGGUAAGAACCGCGGAGAGACGCGAGUCUCGGAGACCACAGCACACUUCAGAAACACCAAACCCCCAACGCGCCGCAUCGAGAUGCCGAGCAUAGCCCGAACCCGGAGUAGCGCUAGCAGCGUUCCCUACUCUAAAGACUCUAUGGAAGACGAGGCGGACUUCCCCCGGGCAAAGAGCACCUCGUACGGAGGAAGACGACCUGCUUAUGACGUUGAUCUGUGAGGACAUUAUGGUGAAGAGGGUCAGUUGCCAUUGAUGUGUGACAUGUGUUCUAUAGCACUACAUAGUAACGUUACAUAUCUACCAAUGAAGGACAUUUACCUCUACAUGUAGGCAUGUCGUUUUAACCAUAAAACUAGACCUAAUCUUGUUUGGGUGAAUAUGAUAGUAAUAUAAAUUKAUUCACACUUUUGGGAAUAUGCCUAUGAUGUGGCCUAUGGCAUGUUAGUAUUUGAAGAUGUAACAUUAUUUACAAAUGACAAUGCCAGCUCCAUAGAACAUGGAAUAUAGUGCCUUCGGAAAGUAUUCAGACCCCUUGACUUUUUCUACAUUUUGUUAGGUUACAACCCUAUUAUAAAAUUGAUUAAAUUGUUUUUUCCCCAUCAAUCUACACACACUACCCUGUAAUGGCAAUGCAAAAACAGACUUUUAGAAAUGUUUGCUAAUUUAUAAAAAAUAAAAUCACAUUUACGUAAGUA
This is a messenger RNA of Salvelinus sp. IW2-2015, 1364 nucleotides long. RefSeq names its product claudin-23-like. Gene Ontology annotation, cellular component: plasma membrane; bicellular tight junction. Gene Ontology annotation, molecular function: structural molecule activity. The record is from RefSeq and is a predicted model, not a curated record. Gene Ontology annotation, biological process: cell adhesion; bicellular tight junction assembly. NCBI's taxonomy places the organism in Eukaryota, Metazoa, Chordata, Actinopteri, Salmoniformes, Salmonidae.